AUGAUCAUGUCGUUGCCGCUACCAUCUCAUGUGCGAUCGCCCGUAUCCGUGGAGAAUUAUCCGAGAGUUCCGCUCAGCCAUGUGCGUUGCGGAUCGCCGAGCCGACCUCCGGCGCUUUGCCUAGGCCGUCGAACGCGUGGAUUCACUGCGGCUAACGUCAGCGCGAGUUAUGCGUCUGCUUUUUCUACCACCAGCGCUGGCGCUGAUCUGCCGAGAGCCAGUGCUAAAGCGGUGGACGUGGCGAGGGCCGGCGCUGAAGUGGCGGAACAUGGCGGUGACGUGGCGAGCGCACGAAGCACGAGGGAGGCGGCGGAGGCAGCGGGGCGCGGGAAGGGGCUGCUGGCGUUCUACGCGGACCACCACGUGGUGCCCCUCCCCGCCGGCCACCGCUUCCCCAUGGACAAGUAUCGCACCACUCGCCAGCUCCUGCAGUCGGAUGCAUCUCUAGAUCGCAUCCUGGCCGUCCAUCCCGCACCUCUUGUCUCAUGGGAGGAGCUGCAGCAGGUGCAUGAGGAGGGCUACCUGACGCGACUCUUCACACACGCCCUGUCAGCGCAGGAGCAGCGAGUGCUGGGCUUCCCCUGGUCGCCGCACCUGCUGCUGCGCUCCCAGGCCUCGUGCGGUGGCACUGUAGCAGCCACCCACGCAGUUCUGAUGGGGCUCAGGCGGGCGGCGGGGGUGCUGGCGGGCGGCACACACCAUGCGUUCAGGGGGCACGGGGAGGGCUUCUGUGUGUUCAACGACAUAGCAGUGGCAGCCCUGGCAGCACUCACGCACCACCCCACCAUCUGCAAUGCCGACCGGCCCAUCCUGGCCCUUGAUCUCGACGUGCACCAGGGCAAUGGCACGGCGAGCAUAUUCGAGGGCGACCCGCGGGUGGUGACCUUCUCAAUGCACGGCGCCAACAACUACCCGUGGCGCUCCAAGAAGCGCUCCGACUACGAUGUGGAACUGCCAGACGACACGGGGGACGCUGCUUACCUCUCCCUGCUCGAAGAAUGGCUGCCCAGGCUAUUUCACCAGCACCGGCCGAGCCUCGUCAUUUUCCAGGCAGGGGUGGAUGCUCUUAAAGAGGACAGUUUUGGCAGGCUUGCAAUGACAAGGGCUGGCAUGCUGAGGAGGAGCAACAUGGUGUACAGUGCGUGUAUCGACAACAAUGUGCCAUUGGUCAUCACCAUGGGCGGCGGCUAUUCACGACCGCCUGAUGCGAGUCCGCGCAAGGCCGCGUCACCGUGUGCGGGCGGGGAGGUCGCGCCAGCCAUCCCCGGCAUGACGCUGAGCCCGCAUAAGCCGACCUCCGCCGCCGCCGCCGCCGCCGCGGAAGGGCCGCUCUCCAUCGUCAUCUUCGGCGCGUCAGGCGACUUGGCGAAGAAAAAGACGUUUCCCGCGAUCUUCAAUCUCUUCCAGCAUGGCUUUCUCCCCGCGGGGGAGAUCCGCAUCUUCGGAUACGCGCGCUCGCAGAUGACGGCGGAGCAGCUGCGCGAGAAAAUCAAGGGCUACCUCAAGCCCAAGGCCGACACGCCCCCCGGCCAGGACCCUGUCACUCCCUUCCUCAACGUCGUGGACUACAUCCACGGCCCCUACGACGGGCGGGACGGCUACGCCAAGCUGCAGGAGGCCAUGCUCGCAUUCGAAGCCACCACCGCUCCCACUGCCGCUCCCACCGCUGCCACCAGUGACAGCACCACCGGCACCACCACCAGCAGUGGCAGCAGCAGGGCGACGAGGCGGCUGUUCUACCUGGCGCUGCCGCCAUCCGUGUACCCACCGGUGUGUGCGGAGGUGCGGCGCUACUGCAUGAACGCACGCGGGUGGACGCGCGUCAUCGUGGAGAAGCCGUUUGGGCGCGACCUGGCGAGCGCGGAGGCGCUGAGUGGCGAGCUGGGGGCGCUGUUCAGCGAGGAGCAGAUCUACCGCAUCGACCACUACCUCGGCAAGGAGGUCGUUCAGAACCUGUUGGUGAUGCGCUUUGCCAAUCGCUUCUUUGUGCCGCUGUGGAACCGAGACAACGUCGCCAAUGUGCAGAUUGUGUUCAGGGAGGACUUUGGCACGGACGGCCGCGGAGGCUACUUCGACCAGUAUGGCAUCAUUCGGGACAUCAUUCAGAAUCAUCUCAUGCAGGUGCUGUGCCUCGUAGCGAUGGAGAAGCCAGUCUCGAUGCAGCCGGAGGACGUUCGCGACGAGAAGGUGAAGGUGCUGCGCGCCAUACAGCCCAUCAGGGAGGAAGAGGUGGUGCUGGGGCAGUACGAGGGGUACACCGACGACCCCACCGUGCCUGCUGGAUCCCACACGCCCACCUUCGCGUCGCUUGUUCUGCGCAUCAAGAACGAGCGCUGGGAUGGAGUGCCGUUCAUAAUGAAAGCGGGCAAGGCGUUGGAUUCACGCAAGGCGGAGAUCCGAGUGCAGUUCCAUGACGUGCCGGGCGACAUCUUUGGCUGUGGGCGGAACUCGAGGGACGAGUUUGUGAUGCGGCUGCAGCCGUCAGAGGCCAUGUACAUGAAGCUCACGGUGAAGAAGCCAGGGUUGGAGAUGGCAGCGACGAUGAGUGAGUUGGAUCUGAGCUACAGCCAGCGCUACUCUGGAGUGGUCAUCCCCGAGGCAUACGAGCGCCUCAUCCUCGACAGCAUCAAUGGCGACCAGCAGCACUUCGUGCGCCGAGACGAGCUUAAGGCUGCAUGGGAGAUCUUCACGCCGCUGUUGCACCGCAUCGACCAGGGCGCCCUCCCUCCGCACCCCUACAAGCAGGGCAGCCGAGGCCCCGAUCACGCGGACGAGCUGGCGGAGCGGGUGGGGUACCGUCGCACGCAGGGGUACUGCUGGAUCCCACCCACGCUCGCGGAAUAG
Closterium sp. Naga37s-1 is the source of this 2844-nucleotide messenger RNA. Lineage: Eukaryota; Viridiplantae; Streptophyta; Zygnematophyceae; Desmidiales; Closteriaceae. The record is from the annotation of a GenBank genome assembly.